Melitaea cinxia (Glanville fritillary) is the source of this 1437-nucleotide messenger RNA. RefSeq lists its product as uncharacterized. NCBI's taxonomy places the organism in Eukaryota, Metazoa, Arthropoda, Insecta, Lepidoptera, Nymphalidae. Gene Ontology annotation, molecular function: nucleic acid binding. The transcript is spliced from 2 exons. The record is from RefSeq and is a predicted model, not a curated record. The coding region runs from base 1 to 1437 and encodes 478 amino acids.
AUGGGAGGAAAGACUUUACAUAGUCAAACACGGACACUUGCUUUAAAAGUUUUAAAAUUUUUCGAAAGUGAAAAAUCUAAUAAAACGUUUCUCAUUCCUGUGGAUCAAGCUUUAAAGAGGGCUUGUGCAGCAACAGGCAUAUCUAAGGCAACACUUUUAAGAAUCAAAAACGAGGCGAAAAAUGUUCCGCCAAUUCCUCAAGAACAAAGUGAUGAUGCCACAGCAGUGUCGGAACCAUCUACUUCUGAAGCGAAAACAGAUUCAAAACUGUCAACCCCAGGAAAAAAAAGGAAACAGUAUUCAAACAAAAUUGAACUUGACAGUUUCGAUUUGUGUGCGCUAAGAAACUUAGUCGACAGUUUCUACGCAGUACGGAAAGAAAUUCCGACAGUGAAAAAGAUAUUAACGGCUGCAAAAGCCGAUCUAAAUUUUCCAGGUGAAAAGACCACGCUACGUCGAUAUCUCGUAAACUACUUGGGGUACAGGUUUAAAAAAUGUAAGAACGCACGACAUGUGUUAAUACAAAAGCCAGAGAUUGCCGCCUGGAGAGCCCGUUACCUGCGAAAAAAACGAGAAAACAAUGAGCUUGGGGCGAACAAAAAACCCAUAAUUUAUUUAGACGAGACGUGGAUACAUUCCCAUUAUACUGUGCGCAAAUGUUGGCAGAAUGAAAAUGACGCAAGCGUUAAAAAAAAUGAUAACCCAGGACUGCGGUGGAUAUUGGUGCACGCGGGCGGUGAAAACGGAUUUAUCCCCGGUGCUGAAUUGUUAUACAAAUGCAAAAGUAAUACCGGGGACUACCAUCACGAAAUGGAUAGCAAAAAUUUUAAUAAGUGGUUGACAGAAAAACUAAUCCCAAAUUUGCCUCACAAUAGUCUCGUUGUUAUAGACAAUGCUCCCUACCACUCAACGCAAUGUGAAAAACCACCCGUGAGUUCGUCCCUGAAAGGUGAUAUGCAGAGUUGGCUCCGAAAAAACAACAUAAAAUUUGAUGAGAAAAUGACAAAACCGGAACUGUACCAUAAAAUACUCCUAAAUAAACCACCAAAAAAAUAUAUAGUGGACGAGCUGAUGAGAGAGCAUGGGCACGAGGUAUUACAGCUGCCACCCUACCAUUGCGAUUUAAACCCAAUCGAAUAUAUAUGGAAUUUAAUAAAACAGAGGGUGGCAGCCAAAAAUAUAAACCAAUACGAAAAAGAAAUAGAGGGCUUGACAAGUGACGCAAUAAACUCAAUAACGGCUUCCGAUUGGAAAAAAGAAAUUAAACAUAUCGAAAAAUUAGAAAGUGAAUAUUGGGAGAAAGAUAGACUUGGCGAGAUCCGACAGAGGGAACUAAUUAUAUCCCUCGGAGGGGAAGAAACCAGCUCAGAGAGCGAAAGUGAUGACGAUACAACGGAGGGAAUACAACCUAUUAUUUAUAGUGAUAAUGAUGAAUAA